AUUCCGGGAGGACGCCAUAGGACGAAGUGUUACCACAGCGGGCCAAGAACUGUCCCGCACGUCCUCAUCUACUUAAGGUAUUGGACCAAAGAAAUCAGCCGCAACACCGCAACGGAGAGGCACUAUGAUAUGAGGUGCGGCCGAAAACCGAAACGAAAUUAGUGACGUCACAGGACUUGACAGCAGUUGCGGAUUACGCUGUCUCUUAAUAGGUCAAAAUCUCUCUUUCUAAGUAAAAAUUAGGGACAUCAGUACCGGAGUCAAUCACCAUGUCCAAUAAAAGUACCGUGCCUCCCUCGACUGGUUCCUCUGCUGCGGUGCCGUCACCUCGUAAGGAAGCUAAAGCGAAAUCUAAAGGCAUGUCAUUCGACCCAGUGUCCUUCGCCAAGGAUUUCGUCGCCGGCGGUGUCGCCGCUGCGAUUUCCAAGACUGCAGUGGCACCAAUUGAGCGUGUAAAGCUACUUCUGCAAGUACAACAUGCAUCAAAGCAGAUCACAGAGAGUCAGCGAUACAAGGGAAUGGUCGACUGCUUCAUCCGCAUCCCAAAAGAACAGGGUUUCCUCAGUUUUUGGCGAGGCAACUUGGCCAAUGUCAUCCGAUACUUCCCUACUCAGGCCCUCAACUUUGCCUUCAAAGACAAGUACAAGCAGAUCUUCCUUGGAGGAGUAGACAAAAGGACCCAGUUCUGGCGUUACUUCAUGGGCAAUCUGGCCUCCGGUGGUGCAGCAGGAGCCACAUCUCUCUGCUUUGUCUACCCCCUUGACUUUGCCCGAACGCGGUUGGCUGCCGACAUCGGCAAGGGCGCCAGCCAGCGUGAAUUCAGUGGCCUCGGCAACUGUUUGACUAAGAUCUUCAAGUCCGACGGGCUGGCUGGACUGUACCGUGGCUUUGGUGUCUCCGUCCAGGGCAUCAUUAUCUACCGUGCCGCGUACUUCGGCUUCUUCGACACUGCCAAGGGCAUGCUUCCUGACCCCAAGAACACCCCACUGGUGAUUUCCUGGAUGAUUGCUCAGACGGUGACCACUGUUGCCGGAAUCAUCUCCUACCCAUUCGACACCGUGAGGCGUCGUAUGAUGAUGCAGAGUGGUCGUGCUAAGUCUGAACUCAUGUACAAGAGCACCCUGCACUGCUGGGGCAAGAUCUACAAGACUGAGGGAGCGAAUGCAUUCUUCAAGGGUGCAUUCUCCAAUGUGCUACGAGGAACCGGCGGAGCCCUUGUGUUGGUCCUGUACGAUGAGAUCAAGGCAUUCAUCUUCUGAAGAGACUUGUGAACUUGGAGGACUGACACACCCACCGCUCAUGUUUCUUCAUGCGUUUCCCUGCCCCCGUUUUUUUUUUUCUUUUGAGCUUCUCAGUCAUUCUGCAUGUUUUGUGUUUUGAGGCUAGCAUUUUGCACACUGCAAUAGCGGUUUUUAAUGCUAUUUUUUUCCCACAUAGAUUGGUCAUUUAUUUAAUGAGAACAUUCCAGUUUAGGGCACAAAACACAAGGCAUGCACAGUUUGGACCAAGGGGCAGGCAGGACGUUUGGAGUGCUAGUAAUAAGAGCAGAGUAAUAAAAGAGUUGAUGAAA
Messenger RNA from Ornithodoros turicata, 1570 nucleotides. Its product is annotated as ADP/ATP translocase 1-like. Gene Ontology annotation, biological process: mitochondrial ADP transmembrane transport; mitochondrial ATP transmembrane transport; negative regulation of mitochondrial outer membrane permeabilization involved in apoptotic signaling pathway. Gene Ontology annotation, molecular function: ATP:ADP antiporter activity. Lineage: Eukaryota; Metazoa; Arthropoda; Arachnida; Ixodida; Argasidae. The transcript has 4 exons. Gene Ontology annotation, cellular component: mitochondrial inner membrane. The record is from RefSeq and is a predicted model, not a curated record. The coding region runs from base 270 to 1259 and encodes 329 amino acids.